AUGGACCAGUACAGCUUGGGGGACGAGGGCACCCUUCCAUCAGAGAUGCGUCUCCCGGCAUUUUCUGAGAGCCAGGGGCUCAACUGCAGCGACACCCUCAACCGGGACCUGGGUCCCAGCACGCGAGACCUGCUGUACUCUGGCCUGGGUAGUUUGGACCUGGAGCCCAACCUCCCAACACCUGACGUGCCUAACGAAGCACUGGAGGACAACUUGGAUGCCCUGUCCCUGUACUCAGGGAAGGACAGUGACUCCGUGAAGCUGCUGGAGGAGUAUGUAGAUCCGGAGUCUCAGACUUCCUUACAAGAACUGGGACUAGGCUCGCUUAAGAUGCCUAAAGAGGCCGAUGACGGAGGCAGGGCGGCCUCUGGGAGUGCGAGGAAAGGAAAGCGGCAGCACAGCUCCCCUCAGAACCCGCUUCUGGACUGCAGCCUCUGUGGGAAGGUGUUCAGCAGCGCCAGCUCACUUAGCAAGCACUACCUGACGCACAGCCAGGAAAGGAAACACGUUUGCAAAAUCUGCAGCAAGGCCUUUAAGCGUCAGGACCACCUGACCGGGCACAUGCUCACCCACCAGAAGACCAAGCCCUUCGUGUGCAUUGAGCAGGGCUGCAGCAAGAGUUACUGCGACUACCGCUCUCUGCGUCGCCACUACGAGGUCCAGCAUGGCCUGUGCAUCCUGAAGGAGGCCCCCCCGGAGGAAGAAGCCUGUGGGGACUCCCCCCACACCCAUGAAACGGCUGGUCAGCCAGCAACUGGUGGUGUACGGGCCCUGGUCACCCCGGAAGCCAGGUCACCUGGCUCCCUCUUACCCAACCGAGACCUCCUUCGCUGUAUCGUGAGCAGCAUCGUCCAUCAGAAGAUUCCUUCUCCUGGUCCAGCCCUGGCAGGGCCUUCAGACAGCAGUGAAGGGCGGAAUGCAGCCUGUCCCUGCCCACCCUCAUCAGGGUCCUGCACCCCUGCCACUGUCCCCGUGGCCCCAGGAACCCUGGGCCCUGAAGUUCCUGAGGACCCCCAUCCCCUGUGGAAGGAGCCGGUGGCCGAAGGCCUCACCACUGUCCACUCCAGGGCAGCAGAGAAUGGCGGCCCAGAGCGGGCCGAGUCGGAGCCUCCCCUGCUUCAGCUCCCGUCCUCCCUGGAAGGCUGGCCCGAGGGCAGCUCCCUGCCUGCUUGCUUGCCUCUGUUCCGAGGCCAAACAGUCCCUACUGGUCCACCACCAUCCGGCCACAACUUCCAAUGGCUCCGAAACCUGCCAGGCUGCCCCAAGAGCAAGGGAAGCAACGUGUUGGUGGUCCACAAGGCCCCUGGCAUGCCACCCCGUGAGGGCCCUGAGUCUGGCCCCGUGCCCAGCAGUACCUCCCCCGAGGGGCAGCUCUCACCCGGUUCCGGCCCCAGUCUGGAGGACUCCCUUCUCUUACCCCCCACACACCUGAAGGCACCUGGGGAAGCCUCCGGAGAUGCCAGAUACGCAGGUGGGGAAGAAGUGGCAUGGGCUUCCAAGAAAAGCACAUUUGACUGCGAUUCCUUCUCUUGGAGGAACCUGGGGGAGCCAGGCCUCCAGGAUGCCCAGAAGUCCAGUGGGCCCCCGUCGGAUGCCACACCACUCUUUCGGCAGCUGUUCUUGAAGUCUCAGGAGUCUCUGAUGAGCCACGAGCAAAUGCAAGUGUUCCAGAUGAUCACCAAGUCCCAGCGAAUCUUCUCCCAUGCCCAGGUGACGGCGGCUCCCUCCCAGCUGCCUGGGCCAGAGGGCAAGCCGGCCACCUUGAAGCCCCUGCAGGGGCCGUGGCCUCCGCAGCCCCUGCCACUGGCUUCUUUGGCUGAUUCUCUUCAUGCUGAUCCUGGAAACCCAGAACUUGAGGCAUCUCCAGCCCGCCGGAGAAAAACCACACCUGCAUUUCCCAAAGAGGCCUCUCCCAGUGGCAGCCGGCGUGACGCUAAGGGGGGACCAAAAGCGGGCCCUGCGCCUCCAUCCCUCUCCGUAUCAGCUCUGGACCCUCCUGGGAAUCCCAGUAUUUCCUCUCUGGCCAAGCAGUUGAGAUCUGUGAAAGGGACCUUGGAGCUGGGGGACAUCUUCCCCUCUGGGGGCCCACGGCAGGCCUUGGUGGGUGGGGACGAGCCACCAGGCACCCAGCUCCCUGGGAAGCAGGGCCAGGUGGAGAAUGGCUUGGCUUCUGGAACCACAAAAGGUGAAAAGGGCCCAGCAUGCUCCCGGGGCGGAGGCUACAGGCUCUUCUCCAGCAACCCCAGGGCCCAGCGUUUCUCAGGCUUCCGUAAGGAGAAGGUGAAGAUGGACAUAUGCUGUGCAGCUUCUCCCAGCCAGGUAGCCAUGGCUUCCUUCUCCUCCGCCGGGCCCCCAGUGGAUGCCCCCCGGGACUCCAAGUCCAAGCUGACGAUAUUCAACAGAAUCCAGGGUGGAAAUAUCUACAGGCUCCCCCAUCCGAUGAAGGAGGAGAGCAUGGCAGGAGGAUGUAACCAACAAAAUGGGGUCCCUCCAGACUGGGCGGAGUCAAGGAGCACUUUUGUCUGCAAGAACUGUAGCCAGAUGUUCUAUACGGAGAAAGGACUGGGCAGCCACAUGUGUUUUCACAGCGACCAGUGGCCAUCACCCCGAGGGAAGCAGGAGCAGCAGGUGUUUGGCACAGAGUUUUGCAGGCCAGCAAGACAGGUACUGCAGCCAGAGGGGGAUGGGCAGAGCCCCCCAGGAGCCAAGAAGGCCUUGGACAGCACAGCCUCCGCCUCUUUGGUGAUCCCCGUGUCGGUGUCUGUGGCUCCAGCCAGCCGGCCCCUGGGGAACUCGGCCAAGGGACAAGAGAAAGACGGGGAGGAAAGAGACAGCAAGGACAGCAACCAACACAGAAAGCGGAAGAAGCGGCCCCAGGCCAAGUCAUUGUUCCUCCCACCGGCACCAGUGACAUUUGGGGAGCCAGGUCUGGGAGGAUGCCACCAGAGCUGCCUGCGGUCCCCAGUGUUUCUGGUGGACCACCUCCUGAAGGGGUUGUUCCAGUGCUCUCCCUACACACCACCCCCCAUGCUGAGCCCCAUCCGGGAGGGGUCUGGGCUGUACUUCAACACUCUGUGUUCCACAUCCGCGCAGGCUGGGCCUGCCCAGCUCAUCAGCACCGUGCUUGACCAAGUGGAUGGUUCUUUUGGCAUCUGUGUGGUGAAGGACGACACCAAGAUCAGCAUUGAACCACACAUCAACAUAGGAAGCCGGUUUCAAGCAGAGAUCCCAGAGCUCCGACAGAGGUCACUGGCUGGAAUCGAGGAGCAUGUAGCAUCUCUGGUCUGGAAGCCGUGGGGAGAUGUGAUGACUAACCCAGAAACGCAGGAUCGAGUGACCGAGCUCUGCAAUGUGGCCUGCUCCAGUGUGAUGCCAGGUGGGGGCACCAACCUGGAGCUCGCUCUGCACUGUCUGCACGAAGCCCAGGGUGAUGUUCAGAUUGCCUUGGAAACCCUCUUACUCAGAGGACCCCAGAAGCCUCACUCUCACCCCCUGGCUGACUACCGCUACACAGGUUCAGACAUCUGGACCCCCAUGGAGAAGAGGCUCUUUAAGAAGGCAUUCUGUGCCCACAAGAAGGACUUCUACUUGAUACACAAGACGAUCCAGACAAAAACUGUAGCCCAGUGUAUUGAGUAUUAUUAUAUCUGGAAAAAAAUGAUCAAGUUCGACUGUGGCCGAGCCUUGGGGCUAGAAAAGAGGGUCAAGAGAGAACCAGAUGAGGCAGACAGGACAGAAGCAAAGGCCACUUGCAGCCCUCGAGAGAGACCCAGUCACCGACCAACUCCCGAGUUAAAGAUAAAGACCAAGAAUUACAGGAGAGAGUCCAUCCUCAACUCCAGCCCAAACUCAGGCCCCAAGAGGACCCCUGAGCCACCUGGUAGCGUGGAGGGCCAGGGUGUUUUUCCCUGCAGAGAGUGUGAGAGGGUAUUCGACAAGAUCAAGAGUCGAAAUGCCCACAUGAAGCGGCAUCGGCUCCAGGACCAUGUGGAGCCCAUUGUCAGGGUGAAGUGGCCUGUGAAGCCCUUUCAGAUGAAGGAGGAGGAAGAAGAGGAAGAGGAGAUAGGGGCAGACAUUGGCCCCCUGCAGUGGUGA
Condylura cristata (star-nosed mole) is the source of this 4095-nucleotide messenger RNA. It is a transcript of the gene ZNF541, whose product is annotated as zinc finger protein 541. Bases 1 to 4095 code for a protein of 1364 amino acids. Gene Ontology annotation, biological process: regulation of transcription by RNA polymerase II; negative regulation of DNA-templated transcription. Gene Ontology annotation, cellular component: histone deacetylase complex; transcription regulator complex. Gene Ontology annotation, molecular function: transcription corepressor activity. The transcript is spliced from 15 exons. Lineage: Eukaryota; Metazoa; Chordata; Mammalia; Eulipotyphla; Talpidae. The record is from RefSeq and is a predicted model, not a curated record.